AUGUCGUUAUUUCGCCCCCGUAGUUCUUUGAAAUUAUACAAGGCAGCAACAAGCUUUCCAACGGCCGUCGCCCCAGCCACUUCACGAUGCAUUUCUCAGAUUACUUCCUGGUGGUCGAAGCCUGGCUCAGAAUCAGACUUUGCAGACAGAAUACAGUCUACUGAGGACAAAUCAUCAUUAGUGUCCCAAGAGAGUACACCGGAUCCCUUCGCAACGCACCAACCAGACUAUUCAGCUCGUAUCGAUCACGGCACUUCGACCUUCUCGCCGGUUCCAAAACGAGUCAUGGACGGCAGUGAGCCUGAAGAAAAUGUCGCAGCUGCUGUUCUCUCCGGUGCUCCGGUUGAUCUACAAGCUCGCCAGGUUAGAAUAUAUCGACCAGCAAAGACAGCUACUCAGUCAGGGACAUGGCAUAGCCAUCAUUGGAGAAUGGACUGGGAUAUCCUGCAGAAAGGUCAUCGAUGGGAGAAUCCCUUGAUGGGGUGGCAAUCCACUGGAGAUUCGUUGCAGGGCACACAUCUCAACUUCAAGACGAAGGAAGAUGCAAUACUGUUUGCACAGAAGCAGGGAUACGAGUACUUCGUACAAGAGCCAAAUGAGAGGAGGAUUGUCCCGAAAGCUUACGCUAACAACUUUCUACAUGAGCCGAAGCCGCUGAAGCACAUCAAGACGAAAUAA
Endocarpon pusillum Z07020 is the source of this 678-nucleotide messenger RNA. RefSeq lists its product as uncharacterized. The transcript is spliced from 3 exons. The coding region runs from base 1 to 678 and encodes 225 amino acids. NCBI's taxonomy places the organism in Eukaryota, Fungi, Ascomycota, Eurotiomycetes, Verrucariales, Verrucariaceae. The record is from RefSeq and is a predicted model, not a curated record. Gene Ontology annotation, biological process: electron transport chain.